Messenger RNA from Candidozyma auris, 1263 nucleotides. RefSeq names its product Golgi transport complex subunit COG8. Gene Ontology annotation, biological process: cytoplasm to vacuole targeting by the Cvt pathway; intra-Golgi vesicle-mediated transport. The record is from RefSeq and is a predicted model, not a curated record. Bases 1 to 1263 code for a protein of 420 amino acids. NCBI's taxonomy places the organism in Eukaryota, Fungi, Ascomycota, Pichiomycetes, Serinales, Metschnikowiaceae. Gene Ontology annotation, cellular component: COG complex. The transcript has a single exon.
AUGUCGAACAUUCUUCUCGACACCCUCAAAGAGGGCCUAGAUCCAAAUCUAGCAGCCUUGCUUAACAGUGAUGAGAAAUUGAAAAACGAAACCCAACACUACCUUGAGGAAUUGCUAGUGAACGCUGAGCUUCUUUCAACUGAGAUGUUCACCACAUCUACUGGACCCAGCACUGACACAAAUACAAAAAAUUUGGUAGAAGAGAUCGCAGAGUUGGAUCACCAGCUGCGACAGAUCGAGCUUCAGUUAGCGUCCAUUGCAAAUGAGCACAGAGACUUGAUUAUCGGCGUCAGUAAGGACGUGAGACAUGUCAACAAGACAAUUGCGGAAGAUCUUCCGAAAGAGAUCAAGGCAAUGAAAAUGGGCUUUGCUGGUAAGAGCUUCCUAGACACAAAGGUUGCUAAGAAAGUGAGCCGUGCUAUCGCGGCUAACAACUCCAUUUUGCUGAACAUGGACUCUAUACUUGACAUCUACGAGCUUCCUACCCUUUGUGGCCUUUGCAUAAUGCAGGGUAACUACCAAGAGGCUCUUGAGAUUUCCACACUGGUGAAGAUGCUCACAGUGAAGUUUCCAAACUCCCUUACUUUCAAAAAGCUCCAAGAUCAGAUCGACAACGAGCUCAAAGUGAUGGUUCGUGGUCUUAUCAAGCUCCUCAACACGAACUUGAAGCAGUCCAACAUCCUAAAGAUCUUUCAAAUUUUAAACAGGCCAAAUCUCGUUCCAAAUGAGGAGUCCUUGAACGGGGAUGACCAGAAUAUCUCUGGAAACAAGACCCUUAAACUCAUCUAUUUGAACUCACGGUUCAAGUUCAUCAUGAACGAAGUGGCUAGUCUAAAACCGCUUUUGAAGCUUAAAAAGCUAACGUACUUGAAGCGGCUUAUCGAAAUAUACCGUGAGCAUCUCUACAACUCGCUUUCGAUCUACCACGCUAUUUUUUUGUCAUCUGGUCUCCAUGUCGACGCUGACGACGACAAAGUGUUGUUACACAUGUACAUAAAAAAGUUGGUGUACUAUAUGAUCGAAGAAUUAAGAUCACAUCUUCCAGCUGUGGGGGAAGGUGACCGCGAUGCCGAUGAAAUUGAAAAGGCUGGAAUGCGUGAUGGCGUUAUAUUACAAGUUAUCUACCUUUGCAGGUCAUUGUCGAAGUACGGUCUUGAUUUCGAAAGUUUCAUUACUUGGGAAUUAUGCAUGAAAGAGCCAGUUCUCAUCCAGAAAGCAGACUGGACGAGAAAUCUAAUGAAGUGGAAGAAGUUUAAGUCAUGA